Messenger RNA from Hansenula anomala, 1287 nucleotides. RefSeq lists its product as uncharacterized. The annotation marks the transcript as partial. NCBI's taxonomy places the organism in Eukaryota, Fungi, Ascomycota, Saccharomycetes, Phaffomycetales, Wickerhamomycetaceae. The record is from RefSeq and is a predicted model, not a curated record. The transcript has a single exon.
GAUGUUGAGGAAUUCAUAAAGAAGUAUGGUGAUAUCAAUGUUUCUUAUAUUGAGCCACCACCUUCAUCAAGAUGGUUUACCAAACCAUAUGCCUUGAAUUAUUUCCAUGAUGGUAAAUUAUUCAGAACAAAACAUGAAAGAACUUCUGGAAGGUUGGAAUUGUUCUUAGAUUUAAUCUAUGUUGGUAUUGCAAUGAAUUUAUCUUCAAAUGCUAUCAAAGAACCAAAUUGGUUGUCGUUUGUCAAGUAUCUGUUUUAUUUCAUUCCUGCUUGGACAAUCUGGGCUGAUUUGAAAGACUUUAUGAACUAUUACUUCAAUGACGAUUUAUUACAAAAGUUCUAUGUUGUCUUUAUCUUGGCUCUUUUACUAAUUUAUGAUAACAAUGUUGAAUUUAUAUUUGAAUCAAGAAAUGCGUUACUCACAACUAUAACUGCUUACUUCUUAGCCAGGAUAACACUGGCAAUCAUGUUGAUUUUUUACUCCAUAUAUGUCUUUGAACAUAGAACACAAAUGAGGUUAUAUUCAGCUACAUUGAUUGUAACAAGUUCAUGUUGGUAUUUUCUGCUGCUAAUUCGCUCAACAGCAGGGAUAAUUGUGUUUUCUGCAAUUUGGUUAAUCUUGGAACAAUGUUGUUUUGUUAUCUCUUAUCACCCUUGGACAAAGAAGAAACUUGGAUUAACACACUCUACUGCAUUAAAUAUUGAACAUGAAGAUGAAAGAUUAAGUGCGUUUUUCAUUAUCUCAAUUGGUGAGUUUUUACUGGGAAUUGUUUCUGGUAAUGCUUUGAGCGAAGGUUGGAAUACAAAGGUUGCAAAAGGUAUUGCAUUACUGAUAGAUGCCUUCAUCUUUUUGGAAUUGUAUUCUCAUAAAGAUGGUUCUAUAAGAGCUACCCACGCUAUGAGAAGAAGUGUGUCAACAGCAUUAGGCUACAUCUACAUUCACUUGCCUUUGAUUGCUUCACUUUUGAUUGUUGGUGAUGCAGGUGCUGAUUUGGCAAAACUUGGUGAACCUUAUGAAGAAGAAAGAGGUGUUGUUUUUUUCUUUAGUGCUGGUAUAUUCAUUGCCUUAUGUGCCUUGACAAUCCAUCCAUUGUUAGAUAAACCAAAAGAUGAUCCAAAAGAUCAUUUAGUCAAUAGAUAUCUGAGAAUAGGCUUUAGAAUACCAGUUGGUGGUAUAAUCUUGGGUCUUGCUUGGACUGAAUGGAAAAUUGUGACGUUAAUUUGGAUAGACACUUUGUUCUUGAUGCUCCUGUUUGUCUAUGAACUUUUCGCCAUCAACCCAAGAUCG